UUGUUAACAGGAUGUCAUAUUACAACGUACUAGAUACCUGGAUUAAACCUCAUAUAUCCAGGUGUUGUACAUAUAAAGCCAGGUGGCCGAAAAGCAUAAUGAUCUACUCUUUUCUCUACCCAUUGUCUUAUGUUGCACACAUAUAUCAUAUCUCUUUGGAUGGUAAAAACUUGUGAAAAAUUGCCCGCAAUUUUUAUUUGCAUACGAAAACAUCCUGAUUAUUUUAGUGAUACACACCAAUUUGUUACCAUUUUAAUUAAAAUGGAUUUUAAUAUAUUUCUGUUGUUUCUGGCUCUAACUAUUCUAUUCCUCUCGUAUUUCUUACUAGACGUUAAUUACUUUAUAAGAGCAGUAUUCACAAUUUUUAUGUCUAAAUUUUUUAGAAAACCAAUAAAAUUUUACGGAAAGUCUGCAAUUUACGGAAUUGUACUUCCAAUGGAUGCAGAUUUGCUCUUCACUCACAUGAAUAAUGCCAGGGUAUUUCGAGAACUCGACUUUGGACGUUGGGAUCAUUUGCAAAGGAGCGGUCUUUUAGGAAUCCUUUACCGGACAAAGGGAUGGGGUGUGGUCAGUGCUCAAACUUGUCGCUACAGGAGAGCACUGCACAUGUUUAUGAUGUACAAAAUAGAGACGCGACCCGUGUAUUACGAUUCAAAUAACAUUUACUUUGAACAGAAAGUGAUUUCCAUAAGAGAUGAGAUUGUUCGGUGCUUGGCCCACGUCAAACUCGCUGUGAAUUUGGAUCUGGACAAAGUGAUAGCCAAACAUUUUCCAGACACAGUGAAAGUUCCAGCCCCGAAAGAUCUCGAAUUGUACAUAGAUUACAAUCGAGUCAAUAGUGAAAGAUUGCGAGUAACUAAAAAGCGUUCAAAAUCAUUAACCUUGCAAGAAAUCGAAAAUGACGAUGUUAAUAAGCAAGGAGAACAACUUUUAGAUACAUAAAUAUUUAGUAUCUAUAUACAUGAACUGAGUCACUUAAAAUGUAAUACUAUUUAAUAUGCAGCUGUUUACAGAUUUCUCUUAAUAAAUAUAUUUUGUUAUAUUACA
Messenger RNA from Folsomia candida, 1047 nucleotides. RefSeq names its product protein THEM6. Lineage: Eukaryota; Metazoa; Arthropoda; Collembola; Entomobryomorpha; Isotomidae. Bases 130 to 942 code for a protein of 270 amino acids. The transcript has 4 exons. The record is from RefSeq and is a predicted model, not a curated record.